UUGAAGACGACAAGAGCGCUGUGAAGUGACAAGCAGAGGUGACAAGUCUGCUGACAGUUGAUAAAACCAUCCCAAAAUGGCAGGUGACGAGAAGUUAUUCUUCUCUAACACCGUUCAACAUUUGGCGAGAUCAUUAGCAGCAAUCAAGCCAACGCCAUGGGAAAAGAUAAACAGACUAUUCAAACUAUGUCCUCAAGAAUCAGCGCAAGGUGUUUACAGACUGGAUCAGCGAGGACAGGAGGCAGUCAUAGCACUCGGAAUCUAUUUUCUAGAAUCCAAUCUCCAACACAGAGACAAAAUUCUGCCAUAUUUAUCAAGGUUACUAAGAGGACUGCCAAAAGCAGUAUGGCUCACGGAAGUAAAAAGUACGCCUAGCGACAGGGUACCUAUCGCUGAACGCUUCAGCUUUUGUUUAAAUACACUACUCAGUGAUAUUGCCACAAAAUGUGAACCAGUCAGAGAAGAAGUUAUAGCAACUCAGGUUGAGAUUUUAGCAGUUCUCACAAAUUUAAUUAGAGGAUGUAAGGAUCAGGAAGGAAACCGGAGUAUGCAAGCUAAACUGUCACUAUGCAAAUGCCUGGUUCCUAUAUUAAUUGGACUUGCCCGCUCAAUGGGUCGUUUCUGUAGUUCGGAUCCACCAUUACUGGCUCGUAUUUUCCCACGACCAGAGCCUCCGAUUCUUCCAACACCAAGUUUCACAGACAAAUCUCCAGUCAACAAAAAAAAGAGCUUCAAUAAUUUCCGUUCCAUCAUUCCGAGAUCAUUAAGUGGAAAUCUAAAUCCACAUACAUUAGAAAUAUUGCAGCUAACAGACGUCGCAGAUUACGCAGCAACAAACAAGAGGCCAUCAUUACAAUCUUAUUCAUCAGUUCCAUAUGAUCCAACUACGUACUUUUUCAGCAGAUAUGGUUCAAGUUUCAACCAAUUUCCACAAAUGAGAUUCACAGAAAGCCCAGAAAAAAGAGCCACUCUACAAUUCAGCAUCGUUCACUUACAGAGUGUCCUAGCAUUGGCAAAAAAAUUACUUACCAAAGAAAUGCUUACAUUUCUAGAUGAGGAGGCUCAACAAGUUUAUAAUUCUGGACAGGUUUUAGUAUUUCCUUACAAAACAUUCAGCGAGACUAUGAAUCUAGUCAUGGUGACCCUUCUCAGAGAGCUCUUGCAACAUCAGAGAGACUUACCGAGUCCAUUUACUAGAGAUGUACAAGAGUUUGUGAAGGGCCUGUUUUUAUCAGGCCAGACAGAGUUGCAAUCUAGGCAUCACGAUGCGAGUGAAAGAGAAGACAUGGAUACAAAUUUCCAAACAGUCAAUAAAUUCAAAGUCAAUGUCAUGGCGAAUUCAGCUUGUGUUGACCUUUUGGUUUGGGCUAUUGGUGACGAAACUGGUGCGGAUAGUCUUUGUGGAAGACUGACUGAAAAAAUUAAUUCAAACCAUGGUCAUAAAUUGGUGCUGGCACAUAUGCCUUUAUUAAUGGUUUGCCUAGAGGGUUUGGGGAAACUAGCUCAGAAGUUUCCAAACAUAGCUACAACCUCGAUUUACUGCUUACGUGACUUUUUGGUCACUCCAUCUCCAAUUCUCUUCAAACUUCAUCGUCAACAUAAUAAUAAACACAGCAAGGAAAAUCAAUUCAAAGUUACAAUUCAAGGUAAAGAAAUGAAAGCUGUGGAUGCUAAACAAACAACUUCUCAAACACAAAGUGCUUUUGAAAAAUUGAGAGAUGCGGCUAUCCAAAAUUUGUGUAUAGCUCUGCAAGCUGCUCAUCAUGUCGAUCCUUAUUGUGUACCUGCCUUGGUAGCCAGCGUAUCCAACAGACUUUUCACAGCAGAGAAGAGCGACAGUGAAACUUCUCUUAUCUCGACCAAUAUUGUUAUUAUGUUGGGACAUGUAGCAGUUGCACUGAAAGAUACUCCAAAGACAACGGAUACGAUUUUACAAUUUUUCCAGCAGCGUUUUUGUCGAGUACCAAGUGCGUUGGAUAUUUUAAUAGUCGAUCAGCUUGGAUGUAUGAUAAUAUCGAAAUGUGAACCACAAGUUUACGAAGAGAUUAUGAGGAUGUUCACUACAAUUACCGUUGAAUCAGGAAGUGCGACUUAUACGACCAACGAUGAACGGAAACAGUAUAGGCAUGUGUCUGGCGCUGUGAUAAAUGCUUUAGCAAAUAUUGCUGCUAAUCUUAAAGGAGAGUCAGAAUUGAACGACUUAUUAGUUCGCUUACUCGAACUUUUCGUGCAGUUGGGUUUAGAAGGAAAACGAGCGAAUGACAAAGCACCGAAUCCACAAAAAGCAUCAAGUAGUGCUGGCAAUCUAGGUGUGUUGAUACCGGUGAUUUCAGUGCUAAUGCGAAGAUUACCUCCAAUAAAACUCCCGAAACCUAGAUUAUUAAAACUAUUUAAAGAUUUUUGGUUGUACUGCGUUGUCAUGGGCUUUACAGCUGCUGAUUCUGGCUUAUGGCCACAAGAGUGGUAUGAAGGAGUCAAAGAAAUUGCAGUGAAAUCCCCAUAUUUAAUUUCCCAAACUUCAGCUCGUUUGGAAAUGCGCGAACUACAAUACACAUCUGCUGUGCGAAAUGACAGUGUCUCUAUCAAUGAGUUGCAAGAAUUAAAGUCACAGAUACUCAAAAUGCUGAACAGAUCAAGCGAUAUUGCAACGUUUGUAAAUAAAUUACAGUUUGCACAAUGUACUUAUCUGUUAUCAGUCUAUUGGUUGGAGACCUUGAGAGUAACAUAUAGUCCUGAGCCAAGCUUACAACCUAUGUUAGAAUAUCUGAGUGACUCAGCUUUGCAGAAGGAUAAAAGUGGAAUGUGGCAGUGCAUUUGCUGUGUAAGCGAUUCGGUCUUCAUGAAAUUCAAGGAGGUCAUGCAAAACAAACCAAAAGAUGAACACAGAGAAAAAGAAUUAGAAAGUCACGCUCAAUUUCUGUUAGUCAACUUCAAUCACAUCCAUAAACAGAUCAGAAGAGUAGCGGACAAAUAUCUCAGCGCCCUUGUCGAUGCCUUUCCUCAUCUGUUAUGGAAUUGUAGAGUUCUUUGGAGUAUGCUAGAUAUUUUACAAGUUUUGUCCUUUUCGUUACAACUCGAUCCUAACGAGGAGACCCCAACCCUCAGAAUUCCCAGUACGCCCUACAGUAUUCAAUUGAUGGAUACUCUUGAAGCAAGAGAAAGUAUAGUUAAAGACUUUGCUGCGAGGUGCAAGGGCAUAGUUCAAGAAGCGAUGAAGUGGGCACCGCAUGCCACUAGAUCUCACCUACAGGAGUACAUAAACCAAAUCCCAUCAUCUGGCAUGUGGCAUCAUGCUGGAUUAGCAUUAGCAACUGAUUCUGUUUUAGAGUUUACCGACCUCACCAUUACCACAGCUCCAAUGAACACAAAUUCAUUGGAUAAAAGACCACGAUGUGUCAAGGGUAACAGUUCUAAACUAGUAUCCAUGAUGUCGAUGCGUUCUCGAUACGCCGGUGAAGUUUCAGGGAUGUUGGCUUUGGACCAAGAAGAAUCACCAACUUCUGAAAGCUCAACAUUUAAUGUUUCUCAGAAUGAGAAAGUGAUCAACAAAUUGAUGUCAUCGGUCUGGAAAGCUUGCAGAAACAGAAGUGACGCCCUGCACAGAGUCGCUCUGUGGCGUGCUACAGCUCUCUUGAUCUCCACACCUGGUAUUCAUAGGAGGCUACUGCACACAGUGGCUUGUUCGCAAAUUGAGUUAUUCACCGAUGAUGCAAUGAAGACAGCAGUGGACUGUUGGCAAUGGAUUCUAACAGCAAGACCAGACUUGAAACUAAGAUUUCUACAAGAAAUGUUAGCUGCCUGGCAGUAUACUGUUGACAAAAAAAUUGGAAUCUUCUCCUUGGAACAAGUAGAAGUCAGUCCAUUGGCAGUUUAUGAAGGCUGUCAGCUGGAGCCAGAUUCACCUCACGUGAGGCCCCAUGAUAUAUGGGUUACUUUUAUAGCGGAGUUAAUUGAAACUGGAAAAUAUUGUUGCCAAGAAACGAUAGAAAUGAUUGCAAUGCUGUUGCAUAGAUCUUUGCCAAUGGCCGUCGGAACUUUGGAAGAUCAUUUGAAUAGACACGUAGCGGCCGUAGGAGUUCGUUUCAAACUUUUAUCUUGCGGUUUGUUGUUGCUGCAGGGUGAUAUUCUGCCAAAAUCUCUUAGCAAGAACGUCCUUAGAGAACGAAUUUAUUGCAAUUGCUUGGAUUAUUUUUGUAGAGCUCCGCAAACACCUACUCAACAUAUAUGUCAGCUUAGCGAAGAUAUUGCCACACUCAUACGAUUUUGGCAAAUAAUGCAUAGUGACAAGAAAUAUUUGACUGCCAAUGGUGUGGGUGACUUCGAUUUAUAUGGACCACACAAUAAUCUCACUUCUACUUUACAAUCCGAUCUAAAAGCUUCGACGACUAGCAGUGAAUUAACAAAACCUGUCACUGGAUGGAUAAAUACAGUUCCUUUGUCAGCAAGUACGAAUACUCUUAGCAAAAGAAGCAGCCGCAGCAAAAGAUUUGCCAAUGCUGAUGUCUUUGUCAAAGAUUAUAUAAAGAAGCGUAACCUGAUAUUGGAGCUACUCGCAGUAGAGAUAGAGUUACUGUUGGUAUGGCGUAAUCCGGGUGCUAGACAAGACUUGGCAAUGGUAGGUGAAAAUCACAUUGCCGAAUGGAGAGCUAAGACCAUGAACGAAAAAGCAUGGCGAGAUUAUACAAGGCUAGCAUGGGAGAUUAGUCCGGUAUUGGCUGUAUUUCUACCUGUUAGAUUGAAAAAUUCUGAGUUUAUAGUGAGAGAAGUUUCACGUCAAGUCAGGUUGAACCCAAUAUCAGUUGCACAUAUUCCUGAAGCGCUUCAAUAUUUGGUCACCACCGAUACCCUGCUGAACGAUGCUCCUGAACUGGUCUACAUGCUCACAUGGGCUAGGAUUUCUCCUAUUCAAGCUCUUGCUUAUUUUUCACGUCAGUUCCCACAUCAUCCAAUUUCUGCUCAGUAUGCAGUAAGAGUAUUGAGCAGUUAUCCAGCUGAUGCAGUUCUAUUUUAUAUCCCACAACUCGUUCAGGCUGUCCGACAUGAUGCUAUGGGUUACGUCAUAGAGUUUAUCAAAGCUAUUGCAAAACGGUCACAGGUAGUCGGACAUCAGUUGAUCUGGAACAUGCAUACGAACAUGUAUAUGGACGAGGACAAACAAAUAAAGGAUCCAGUACUCUUUGACAUCUUAGAUUCUCUGAUCAAAAAUAUUCUCAACUCUCUAUCUGGACCUGCCAAACAAUUUUAUGACAGAGAAUUUGACUUUUUUGGAAAAAUAACCAGUAUUUCUGGUGAGAUAAGACCUUUUCCUAAAGGUGCAGAACGAAAACAAGCGUGCUUACAGGCCUUGAGUAAAAUAAAGGUGCAAUCUGGUUGCUAUUUGCCGUCAAAUCCUGAAGCUAUGGUUCUAGAUAUCGAUUAUAACAGUGGAACACCUAUGCAAAGUGCUGCCAAAGCACCAUUCCUGGCGCGGUUUAAAGUGCAAAAAUACGGCAUCAAUGAAUUGGAGAACAUAGCAAUGGCCGUAUCCACAAAUUCUAGAAUGGAAAAUGGAAAAGAUCAUCAUGGCAUGGGUGUGGAAAUGUGGCAGGCUGCAAUAUUUAAAGUGGGUGAUGACGUAAGACAAGACAUGCUUGCCCUUCAGGUUAUCGGCAUAUUCAAAAAUGUCUUCCAGCUGGUUGGUCUCGAUUUAUAUCUUUUCCCAUAUCGAGUUGUUGCCACAGCACCAGGGUGCGGCGUCAUCGAAUGUGUGCCACGUGCAAAAUCACGAGAUCAGCUCGGCCGACAAACUGAUAUCGGAAUGUACGAAUAUUUCAUUACAAAAUAUGGAGAUGAGCAAACUAAAGAGUUUCAAAAUGCCAGAAGAAAUUUCAUCAAAUCAAUGGCAGCCUACAGCGUUAUCACAUAUUUGUUACAAAUCAAAGAUCGACAUAACGGCAAUAUCAUGUUGGAUGAAGAAGGCCACAUUAUUCACAUCGACUUUGGAUUUAUGUUCGAAUCAUCCCCAGGAGGUAAUUUGGGCUUUGAACCGGAUAUAAAACUUACAGAUGAAAUGGUGUAUGUUAUGGGAGGUAAAAUGGAAGCAGCACCAUUCAGAUGGUUCAUGGAACUUUGUGUCCAAGCAUUCUUAGCAGUUAGACCUUAUCAAGAGGCAAUAAUCUCGCUCGUUUCACUCAUGUUGGAUACAGGGCUGCCAUGCUUUCGAGGUCAAACCAUAAAACUUUUGCGAACACGAUUUGCUCCAUCAGCUACGGACCGAGAAGCCGCUGCAUUCAUGCUUAAUGUGAUUCGGAGCAGUUUCCUCAACUUCCGAACAAAAACCUAUGACAUGAUACAAUAUUACCAAAAUCAGAUUCCGUAUUAAGCUACCUAUAAAAUGAGCAUAGUCUCAACUCUUAGGCAAAUUGAACCAAUGUCAUGAAACGAUUCACAAAGUUUACAUCGUUACUUCAAGUAUGACUUUUGCUAAUUAAUCAUCGAGAGUCAUCUUGAAUGUUUUAUACUGUGGACUUGGAAUCAUAAAUCACUAUAAUGUUCCAGAUGCCUCUACCUCCAGCAGCCAAAGUGUCACAAAUUUCUCCGUAAAUGUUCCAACGUUACUUGGAUAUUUGGUAAAAAAGUAAUCUUCUAAAAUAUAACAGUGUACAAAAAUGGAUUAAUUCCAAUUUUUUUUUGCCAAUCAGGCAUACAAGUAUGCAUUAAAUGGCUUUCGGCAUGUGAUUAUUGAUCACUUGAUUGCAGCUGAUAUAAUUAUUAGUUUCAAUCAGCCAAUCAGUGAGACAUCCUACUCGAAAUUAUGGAGGGGCUCAUGAUGUCUGUUUCCGUCAUAUGUUGAUAAUUCUCAAUAAUUGCGAGUAAAUUGUCUAUAGCUUUGAUAACAUACAACCAUGAAUUGUAUUUCGAAAUAUUGCUGCAAGAUCAGGAGAUUCGGUAGAGUCUUGCGCCAAGUACAUUCAAAAGAUAAAGAUAUUACACAUCCCAGUUAAAAAUUGUUCAAAGGAUAUUAGUAUAUUGUAUAUUAUUGUCACUGUUAAAUGAAAUGAUAUUACCAUUAUUUAUCAUGUUGAAUGAAAACCGUGUACAUUCCACUAUUAUAUUUAUUAAUCCAUAUAGGUAAUUAAAAAUUGUUAUGUAUUACAUUACGAAAAUACUUUAUACGUAUUACAUCGUAACUUGCGCUGGCAUCUCAUUUAUGUAAAUUUGUUGUCUUUUCAUUUGGAAAUUUAAUUUCGUAGUUAAUGUUGUUAGGAUUAUGUACAGAACUAAAUACCUCCUAAUUCACUUUUAUCCGAGACCUCCAAUAAUGACGCGUUCAUCGCAGACAUCUAUGAUUACAUUUAGUGGCAACUUGUCCAUGUCAAAAAAACCUCAUAUUGUACAUGUUUGCGUUUUGGUUUACGUUCCUUGAUAUUUGUGAACUAGUUAUAGGUAUGUGUAUAAUUUAUUGAAUUACUGGUCUCAUAAAUGUGUACAUAUAUCAAAAUGAAAAUAAAAAAGGCAUAUAUACUUUAAA
Molecule: messenger RNA, 7510 nt
Organism: Athalia rosae (coleseed sawfly)
Lineage: Eukaryota; Metazoa; Arthropoda; Insecta; Hymenoptera; Athaliidae
Gene: Pi4KIIIalpha
Product: phosphatidylinositol 4-kinase alpha
Exons: 13
Coding region: 77-6361 (2094 amino acids)
Biological process (GO): phosphatidylinositol-mediated signaling; phosphatidylinositol phosphate biosynthetic process
Cellular component (GO): cytoplasm; plasma membrane
Molecular function (GO): 1-phosphatidylinositol 4-kinase activity
Source: RefSeq, a predicted model, not a curated record